Molecule: messenger RNA, 950 nt
Organism: Lolium perenne
Lineage: Eukaryota; Viridiplantae; Streptophyta; Magnoliopsida; Poales; Poaceae
Source: RefSeq, a predicted model, not a curated record
CUCCAAGAACCACCGCUUCGUCCACUCCAUCUGCAUGUCCGCCAUGGCCGCCACCGGAGCAGCGCUUCGCCUACGCCUCCUCUUCCGGAUGCUGCGAGCGGGGGAGCUACUCGCCCUGCUGGCGCUCCUCUCCUGGACCUCCUCGCGCGCACCGUCCGCCGCCGCCGCCGCCGCGGUGCGCGUCGCCGGUAGCCUCCUCUUCAGCCCGCGCUUCGUGUUCGUCCUCGGCAACGCCAUCGUGCUUCUUUUACUGGUGCUGUCCAAGCGUGAGCGCGACCCGUCACCGGCCUCCUCCAGCCACUCCGUCACGGGCACCUCCACCGCCGGCGUCGCCGUGGAAGUGGAACAGAUCCCCGCGGCAUCGGCCACCGCCAGCUUCCCAUUAUAUGUCGCUCCGACGAUGCCUACGCCGGAAAGCGAAGCGCCGGCGGCGAUGGAGGCUACAUGGGUGCCCGAGGUGCUCCCCUGCAGGGAGAUGGCGACGGUCUUCGAGGAGGAGAUCAAGCCGGCGGCGGCGGCGGUCCCGACGGCGCGCGCCGUCGUCAGCAAGGCCCGCGCGCCGAGGCGGAGCCGGUCGGAGAAGAUGAGCGGAUCCCGGCGCGCGGCGUCCCCGGAACAGCAGCUGAUGAUGCGGCGUUCGGAGUUGGACAACGGGCGCAGGCGGUGGUCGUCGGCGUCAGCGCGGGACGUGGCGGCGGGGUGGGCCCCCGGGACUGAGGACGCGGAGGAGUUCCAGCGGAAGGUGGAGGCGUUCAUCGCGCGUCGUGGAAUGAUGGGUUGAUGACGAUCUGCUCUGCUGGGAAAUACUAUGUACAAAGUUUUCAUACAAGUUAAUUUUUUUACUUGUGCCGAGGGGGAAAUCCCUGCCAAAUAUUUAGGUGUCCCUCUUAAUUAUGUUGGGCGUUGAGAAUAGGUACUAGAGAGAAUUCUUUAUUUGGUCCUGUCUUAAG